AUGAAGGUAAACAAGAUCUGUCAGAUUGUAAGGUUCAAGUUAUUCAUGCACCGUUGGAAGCUAAGGAGUCUUGGAAGCAAGAAAAGCAGCCACCAAGAAUCAGGCUCAUUGACCAAGAAAACACCACCAGCUGGGUAUCUUGCAGUUUAUGUCGGGAUGCAAGAAAAGAGGUUCCUGAUACCUACAAGGUUUCUAAACCUGCCAGUUUUUGUUGGGUUGUUAAAGAAAACAGAAGAGGAGUUUGGGUUUCAAUGUAAUGGAGGACUUGUUUUGCUCUGUGAAGUUGAGUUUUUUGAAGAGGUUUUAAGGUUGUUAGAGAAAGACGAGACCAGAUUUGGUAAGUUUGGUUUGGAGGAUUUUUUCAAGAUUGUUUCUUGUGAAGUGGGUUUUGAUUCUUGCAAGGAAACAACAUCAGGUACUAGUCAUGUUUUUACUCCAUUGUUGGAGAAGGCUAGGGUUUAA
Molecule: messenger RNA, 462 nt
Organism: Populus euphratica (Euphrates poplar)
Lineage: Eukaryota; Viridiplantae; Streptophyta; Magnoliopsida; Malpighiales; Salicaceae
Product: auxin-induced protein 6B-like
Exons: 1
Coding region: 1-462 (153 amino acids)
Biological process (GO): response to auxin
Source: RefSeq, a predicted model, not a curated record